Messenger RNA from Spirometra erinaceieuropaei, 7497 nucleotides. Lineage: Eukaryota; Metazoa; Platyhelminthes; Cestoda; Diphyllobothriidea; Diphyllobothriidae. The record is from the annotation of a GenBank genome assembly.
AUGACGACACAGGAAGUCGGUCAGACGAUCGCUGCCGUGCCUGGCGAGGCCAGUCAUGUUCAGCUACUGAGAGACGUCUCAGCUGUCACGGAAAAACAGAGGGCGAUGAGUUCCGUCGCUGCGCCGAGGGCUGCCUACUCCACCCUUAUUCUCGGAGGAGAUCUGGCCUUCAAGGAGGGGGCUAACGAGCCGCCACAUGGGUUUCCCAAACGGCCUCGGCGUCUAACUGGGGACUUCCAGUCCGGUUUUCCUCGGAGGCCUUCAGCCACACAAGGGCACUUGGCAGCCUCCUUCAUGUUCGGAUUCGCGGCGGCCGAUGGAUCAGGUCCCGCACUCUACACUGGCGGGCGUGCGGAUCAGUUCGGUGCGCCCAGAAAGUUGCGGUCUUCCCUCCAGACUUUUCUGCCCGCGGGAGGGCUUUCGCAAUCGAGACUGCCACCGUUGACUGUGGAGAAGACAGGUUCCCCUCUGACGGACAGUCUGUAUGUGUCUGGUCAGCUGCAGGUCAUGCCAGUUGCAAUUCCAAGUGUGACGGAAAACUUCCCAGAAACAAGCCUCGCUGAAGGGGGAGCUGCCAUUGAGCGAGCAAGGGAAGAUUUGCCAGAGCAGACGGCAAAGGACGGUAAGUUGAGGGCGCACGCACUCGGUUGCCCAAGCGUUAGUGUCCAUGCUAAGCGUAAAUUCACUACUUUUGUGCCAUUGUGUGGACUACUAUAUCAUAUACUGUAUAUACUAGGCUAGAAGUCGUAGACUGUGAGUGAAGUGAAGUCUGUAUCUCUGAGUCGAAUAAGUGAGAAAGAGAGAGAGAGGGGAAGGAGGAGCAUCAAAACGUAGACCGGCGGUGCAUAUUACUGGAAAACACCUCUUGAAUAGGCAAGGAAAUUCCGACUCAGAAAAUCGCCUUCCCACCCACAUCGUUUGGGCUUUCGAAUGCUCGUUACUGCCAAUCGUCCCACUAUUCUCAUUUAGGGGUGUGGAGGCAACGAUCCUCCCUCACGCCGUGAGUAUAUACAACACAUAAGUGCUACUAAAAUAGUAUUAGUACAGUGUUUUCAUAAUAUUUUUCUGUGACGCAUGAUAAGGCGACUGCGCGGAUAAACCAAGUCUUCAGGUCAGUCGGAGAUAAGCUAGCGGAGUGAAGUGGAAAAAAAACAGAGUAAGUAUUGCAUUAGUACGCACCUCGGUGCAUCAAAGCGGAAAAGUGGCCCAAUAUGUUUUAGGGCUACAGAAAUCGGCAACUGCAAUUCAAGCGUUUCCUCCAGCUCUUUACUGAGGGUAGGGUUUAUUGGACGCUACUCAUCAGCCAUAAUGACAGCAAAUCCAGCAGAAUGUUCAGCGUAACGAAGAUUGGAGUGCUUCCCACCGGCUGUCUUGGUUAUCUACUCUUCGCCCGUAUAAGUAGCAACUGCUGAUUGAUGCCGCAAGCAGUACGCAUCAACCGACUUAUCCAACAGUUUGCGGGCAUUUUGCCACCUGUUAAUAAGAUAAGAAAAAAUGAAUCAGAGAUUUCGUGAUAUGAACUAGCCAGAAGUCAGCUUACUGUUUGAAUGUAUAACGAAAUAUUUUUACAAGGGGUGGUUAUUGUCCCUUAAAAUAACGGAUAAUAUCUGAGGUGGAGUUGUUGAAUGAGUCGGGGUUAGGACUCUGGUUAAGGAAAAAGCUGAUUUUGAAAAAGUCAUUUGCCUAAUUUGCCUUCAUUUUCACCCAUCAGACUUGGGAGCUCUUGGACAACGCAUCAGCACCUUUGAAAGGAGUCUCUCAGAAAAUACGAGGUUUCGCAGCUUGAGCAUAGAAUUAUCACUGACGGGGAAUCAACUGGAAAACUUAAAUGCCUCGUAUUUUGGUCAAACGACAACCGCAGUUUUCCCGCCACUAAAAGCAUCUGAGUCAGUGGAGGACGCCCUAUCCACCGAUGCUGCCCGGGAAAGACUCGCCUUUAUAAACAGACUCAAAAACCACCAUGUGAAUAUUAACCUCGAGAACUCAUCUAUACCAACUUGGAAAAUGGCACCAGGGGACUUUGAUGAUGCCGUUUCGGUCGUGUCGGAGCUGGGAGACAAAUGGCAACGGGUUGUCUUCCGUAUGUUCUUACCAGUCUUCAACAAUUUUACGUCUGUCUUUGCCGAUUAUAAGUCGGUUUCUCUGAAUACGGUGGACAAAUUUUUUCAAUUAUUUGCAAACAUAAGUGAUGACAUGCAGACUCAACGCACAUUAACGAGGGCCAAGACGUUCAAUUUACCACCCGAAAACAAAUGUAUCACUGUGACGGGAUCACUUACUGUAUACAUUUGCGGUAUGAUGUGAGACGUUAAAGACGUCGAUUGAGGUGUCUAAGUGUGUCCUCGAGUAUAAACUAUUGCUUAUGCAAGGUUGCAGUAAUGGCUGGCAUGGAAAACACCCUUGUGCGAAUUGGUUCAGAGCACGUUACACCUUGUAGCCUGAGAAAAUGUCUAGUUAAGGUACUAAUCGCUAUUCCUACUGUCAGAAGGAAGAUCCAGUUUGUUCUACUAAGGUCAUUAAAUAGUUUCACGCCCAUUUCAAUGAUGCAGUCCGUUUAUCUGCCCUGAUAAAAGUGGUUCAGUGGAGAGUCACAGUUCAGAAAUGUGGCCUUAUGUCGCUGUUACUGAUGACCAUAGUGACGAUAAAAAGGCUGACGAUGUUGAUGGUCACUUAUAUUAUUAUUAGUAUUUUUAUUUUUAUGACUUCUGCUGUAGGAGUUCGCACUUCAUUGCGCAUAAAGAUAUUUGCGACUCUACUAUCUGGCGAAGGCAGUCGAUACAUCCGAAACUCUGCUGUCAUAUUAUGCGUCUUAUUUAGCUUCUCUAUGUCCGUAUAUAUAAUGCUAGAGGGACGCUCACCGAUUGUUUCUAAGGAACUCACUUGAUCUGUUGAGCCUUACGGGCUCUCUCUCAAGCCCAACCAGCAGCCGCACAGCGGCGCAUGAUAUAGGCAGAAUGAUAUUACCUACAUAGACAAGGGAGACUGGCAUGGCAAUUUCUGGCUUAUUAGCCGUCGUCAGCCAGUCAUACCCAACCCUGAAGUGUGGAGCACCUGGGACUCCAACUCGCGACCUUUUAGUUGGAAUUUCAACGCCUCAUACCACUGAGUCAUGCACUCGUUGUCCUUUCGGAUUCGAUCUGGAAUAUACAAUGGUAGGGGGCGCUCACCGGUCGUUUCUAAGGAACUCACUCUGGCUGUCGAUGGCUAAUAAGUCAGAAAUGGCCAUUCCAGUCUCCCUUGUCUUUGUCGGUAAUACUAUAUAUGUGUGUGUGUGAAUCCCCUUUGUGUAAAAUCUUGGUUGUGUUCUGUUAGGGGCAGGUUGUGAAGGUUGGGCAAAAGGCAGGAAUACUUUUCAUUUCUUUGGAAAAAAACCACAGACUGGGGUAUCUUUGGAUUUCAUUUCAGCAUUACGACACAUACAAUCAAGACUCGGACGUAGCCGGGAGUCUCAGUAACCAGCGGGGUCGCCUAGAUUACGGAAACGCAUCUACUGGCGAAAUAACAGUAGAGACAACGAUCGAAAGCCGACAGGGCAACGGGCUCGUGGCUCAGUGGUUAGAGGCGUGGACUUCUGACAAACAGGUCGCGAGUUCGAGCCUCGGGUGUGUCACACUUCGGGGUUGGGUAUGACUGGUUGACGACGGCUAAUAAGCCAGAAAUGGCCAUUCCAGUCUCCCUUGUCUGUGUCGGUAAUGCCAUUCUGCCUUUAUCAUGCGCCGCUGUGCGACUGCUGGUUGGGCUCGAUAGAGAGUGCAUGAGGCACAACAGAACGAGCGAGCUCCGUAAAAACUAUCGGUGAGCGUCCCUAACAUGGUAGAGACUGAUUUAAACAUUGCAUUAUGACCGGUAUUAUACCAUAGGAACUGAAGGGUGCAAGGUGAUUGAACCCGCAAGAUACAAACCAUCAGUUUUACAAGCAGCCACACAGUGAUCCGAGUAGGCCAAUAAGGCCCUUGCUCCAGCGAUAGCUUCUUCUUAUCAGCUACUUCCUGGAACUCGCAUCCUGGCUUGUAUCGGCUAUUUAUUCGCCGUCCGUUCCUCUAAGAGGCCUGUGAGUAGUAAUGCCAACAAGAAGUAUAAAUCUCAACGUACAGCUCACGACACGUCUUUUGGCACGUUUAUAACAUCUUUUGGGCACCGUAGGUCCCCUUAGACCACAGGAGAAAACUCAUUCUCAUUCAUUUCGGUUUCAUCUGUUUUGUCUCUCUGCUAAGUCAACAGUCUGUGAAUAAGGAGUUAAUUUAACGCAAAAAAUUUCUUUAAAGACAGAGAAAUAUCAAAAAUUAGAAAAUAUGAGCCAUUUAUUAUACAGGCUAGUAUUUCCAAUUAAGCAGUUUUGAGCCUCAAUCUAUAUACAGCAAAACCCAAACGCAACCAACAGGACAAUGAUCAGUAGCUGAAUUGGUAAAGCGUUAGACUAAAUAACUAUAGAUCUCGAGUACUGGUUUCUGAAAUAUGACUUUUAGAUGUCUUUGCAGAUGUUGAAUAAUUCAUCUUGACCCCGUUGUGAAAACUCGGCUUCUCGGUGGUAUUCAAACCCAAGACAGCAAGGGUAAGGCCUUAGUACAGCUAACGCUCUAGCCACACGAGCCAAGAGGCCCCACAGGGAAAAGUGAGUUUUAUCCCAUUUGGGUUGUGUUCCCCGCUUAACAGAUGUCUGGAAUACACCAAAUCUGAUACGGUAAGCAGGAUGUCCUAAGUUGUACAUCUAGAAUUGAUCAGAUGACUUCCAGGCUUGCUUAACUAAUAGAUGUUUUGGUAGAUUUUGAAUAAUUCAUUUCGAACCAAUAUUCACUUGCCGAAACUGCUUAAAUUUCCCUCUCUUACAUAGGAAUUAGCUACUGGAAGAAAAAUCGGCGUCAUGGACAGGAUUACUGCUUCUCUACCAUGCUUAUUAACGAGUGCAGUCCAUCUAGAUAUGGGCACGUACAAAGCCCUUAUGAUGUUUCGUAUUAGUAAUCGUUCAUUUAAAAAAACUCACAGUGUUGCUCGCUCAUGCAUGUCUAAUUAGUUAUCCUAUUAAAAAAUUCAGUUUCCCAAACAGCAGCGGAGUACUCAAAGGCAAUAAAAAGACGGAUUGAACGAAGACCUGCUGGACCAUCAUUCAUUGAUAUCCGAAAAUUAACCCUGGCCUCCAUACAACCAAGUGGUGAGUUUAUAUUUUUUUAUUUAUCAUCUCCUGUCAUUAGCGGCGUGCCCGACAUUUUCGUGCCUAGCUGAGAACAUAGAAAGUCAGCAGAAUGCCUGCUUUCGGGUCGACAAACCAGCAAUGAUGUUUGACAGUCUUUGACGCCUUGCUAGACUGGUUGGAGAUGGCACAGACGGGCAAGUAAUCGCCGACCAUGUAAUCAGAUAAAGCAUUCGUUAAAUUGACACAAGAGGUCGUUUGAGCAGCUAAAAUGGCCUGUUCAUGUUUUUGCCUCUCAAAGGACGGCGACAUCACAACAGACUAUCCUGCAAACAGCCGUUCUGUCCAUGGUUGUUGCAGGGACUCACUCCGCUCCACAACAGGUCCUUCCAGAUAAUCAGAUUUCGCGAGGGUGCCUUUUAAACAUUAUGUUAUCUGUCUGCUCUAUCCUUAGAACGAAUGUUAUGACGCGUCAGCGAAUCCCUGAUUUUAUAGUGCAUACGUCUACCAUAACUUUAUGUCGGAAUAGAAAAUACACCACGCACUAUAUCUUGGCAAAUCCGGGUGUGGUCUUAGGGCUUGCGCGAGGAUGCACAGUAACUGUGGCUUAAAAGGGUUGUCAAGGGCAAGAAAACUUAUUACAUCCUCUAAUGCCGUCUUGUGCGCUAUGGACGGACUGCAUUGGGUGAGCCAUGAAUCUCUUUAGCCCCAAUAUAAAUACUACUAAAACGAAUACAGUAACAAGGUUAGUAGAGUUCAUUUGUCGGAGAAGCGCAGUGAUUCUGUGACCACCUGACACAUAGGGAAUGCCGGGUUUAGUAAUCACAACUUAACUAGUCUAACACGGAAAGGAGGCAAUAUUGACGAUGUGCGCAUACUACUGGUUGCCUAUCUGACUGACGAGCACCCUUUUUGCUCUCCAGUGGGGAUGACAGAAGAUCUUUUCAACAUGAUAAACAAAAACGGAGAGUACAUCCGAACAGUCCUGCUGCCGAGGUGCGAUGAGCACUUGGACUUGGUUAAGGAAUUGCAGGUAUGCAUAUUACAACCGUGUCUAUGCAUUUUGAGAGCUACGACUCCAGAUCUCUCUUUCAUGACUGGGCGGUGGCAGCCUGGGCAUGAUUUCUGCUCUCAACUUGUGCUACACUCUGCAUUCUGUGCCAAAAUAAUUUCAUUUAUUGCAUAAUACUAAUUCGAGUGGGGUAUAACGCAAAGGUUUUUCUUACACGACACCCUGGUGAAGUUUGCCUGUCGUAUGCAAUUUCACUAAGAUGAAAUUUACUCACAAUGAGUAGGAAAAGGUACCUUCAUAGGCAGUGAUUCCGAGAAAUUUGGCGGAAUUUCGACUAUAAUGGAAAAAUAAAUCGCGAAUGGCGGCAAUACAAGCAAAGCUGCAAGCAACAUAAAUGUUUGGUUCGGUGGACAAAGAAGCCAGUAGCAUAUCAAGGAUUAUUGAGACUAGGUUCCCUGAUAAUACUAAAAGAAUAAUAAUAAUAAUAAGAAGAAGAAGAUGAAGAAGAAGAAGAGGCGUUCACCGGUGGGGGAUUUAUUUGAGGUCCGACGUUUCGAGUAGUUGUUUCGUUUACCAAUCUUCAGAGACUGGGAAUCCAUGCGCACAGCUCUCCUUAUACGGAGCACUUUGUUUAAUGCGUGACCGGCCAAUGCCGCCUGUGUGGCUGCAUCCAACCCGCAUGUCACCGUGAACUGAACCGCCCCCGUCGGCCGCAGAGAUAGUUGACGGCCCCGAUCGUCCCGCGCCGUGACGGUCCCCCGUCGAGAAGGUUCGUAAGGACGGAUAGGGGAAGGCAAAUUGAUAUGGAGGUUGACAGAGCAGUCGGUGGACAUCCAGGCUUCUUGCACUUGCCUUGCCGUAUGAUCACCGUCCCGGCCCAAAAUCUCAACGGCCCCAAAGUUUAACAUGUAUCCUAUUUGUGCGACAUUGUUUGCUACCUCCGACUCUGCGUCCAACCUUCGCACGGCCGAUUUAUGCUCGUGCAUUCGCGUUUUCAGCCGUCGGCCUGUUUCCCUAACAUAGCUGCACCUUCCGCAGCUGCACUGAAGUCGGUAGACAACGGCCGACGUCUCCGGCUUGGGGAUGGGAUCUUUUGGCCGCAUCACUUGUCGGCGGAUUGCUGAGUCAGGCCCGUGGGCAACGCCUAUUCCGAGCGGCGCGAGGGAUCUAGCCACGGCUUCGGAGAUCCCUUUCACGUAUGGAAUGCUCCGCCACGAUUUUGGCUGACAGUUUUUUCAUUCCGCUUUCUUGGUUGCUUUCAGCCCCGUUCAACGAAUGUUCGCGGAAAGCCGUUUGCUCUGAAGACUUCUUGGAGGCGCAUUAUCUCGUUCAUUUUGGCGAUUGCGUGCUGCAAUGA